CCCAGUCUCUGAAACGUUUACACUCUACUACCACCUGAAUGUCCCUCCAAGUCAACCUAUCGAGCAGAGAUAUACUGCAGGCGUACCAGGAUGUCUUGAACUCAAGAGGGAUUGAUUGGGCGUUGUUCGCAUACGAGAAAGGGUCGAAUGACCUGAAAGUGCAAGCCACGGGAAGCGGAGGGCUCGAAGAGCUUGAGGAGGAGUUCUCGGAUGCUCGAUUGCAAUAUGCGUUUGCACGAGUAAAAGAUCCCAACAGCGAGCUGUCCAAGUUCGUUCAGAUCAACUGGUGCGGCGAUGGUGUACCACAGGCACGCAAAGGUCUCUUCUACAGCCACUCGACUGCCGUUGCCAACUUCCUGCGCGGUACACACGUCGUUAUCAGCGCACGCAAUGAGGCCGACGUGUCCCCUGCACUAAUCAUGUCGAAAGUCGAAGCUGCAUCUGGAGCCAGGUACUCGGCCCACAGGGAGGCCCCUCGCAGAGUCGAGGCGAUCGCGCCUGUUGGCACCAACUACAUUCCAGUCGGCCGUCCCGAUAUCGAUGCGAUGCGUCGUUCCGGCGCACCAGCCUCUGUCCCCGCACCACCUGUAGCGGCUCGCCCGCUGCCUCCGCCUAGUGCGCCAAGGUCGAUAGCUAUAGCAUCGUCAUCUGCACCCGGCUUAGGCAGGGUACCGGUCGCUGGCGGUGGCAGGGUUCCUGCGCCAGACGACGCUUGGGAUGCACCCGCCGUCAACAAACCUCCACCGCCUCCUGCUGCUAGCAGACCUCCGGUCGUGACUAUGAGUAGGCCCACGCCUUCGCCCGCUGUUGCCGCUACGCCACCUCCACCCCCGCCCUCUGCGAAUGCGCCAACGAAACCCGCAGAGGAUGAUCGUAUUGGUCCAGUCGGCACCGCCUACACCCCGAUUAAGCUGCAGCCGAAGAAACUCGUCAAUCCUUUCGCUGCGAGGGAAGCGCAGACGACCACCGAGGCCGCACAGCCGAAAACCAGUUUUUCAGGUGCGGGCAAGAAGCUGACCUGGAGCGAACGCCAGGCUCUCGCGAAGAAGCAGGCUGAAGAAGAAGAGACACAUAGCAGGGCUGCGUCAUACCAGGCUCCUGCUGUUACGACCCCAACUCGCUCAUUCGGCGGUGUACCUCCCCCGCCUCCACCUCCGGCCGCUGCCCCGGAACCUGAAGAGGAAGAGGAAGAGCCGUAUCCUCCGCCGCCUCCGCCGCCGCCUCCGCCUAUGGCUACUCGCCCAAGUGCGCCUACCGUCGAGGUGACUGUGCCUCCGCCUCCGCCUCCGCCCCCGCCUCCGCCCCCAGCAGCGGUGCCUGAGCCUGAACCGGAACCGGAAGAAGAAGAAGCAGCACCCCCUCCCCUCCCCCACCGCCGCCGCCGCCGCCGCCCGUAUCCCCCGCCAGCUCCCUCUGCUUUCCAUGCACCGCAGCCUGAGCCUGAGCUGGAGCCGGAGCCUGAGCACGAACCUGAGCACGGGCAUGCCCCAGCCACUGCAGGGCCUGUGCACGGCAAAGGCGUAUGUGCUAUCGUGCAGUUCGAAUAUGAGGCCCAGGAGGAUAACGAGAUGGCGCUCACCGAAGGCGAGCUCAUCGAGCAGAUCGAGCAGCUUGACGAAGGUUGGUGGCAGGGUGUCGGGCAGGGUGGUGCGAAAAGCGGCCUCUUCCCCGCGAACUACGUGGAGAUCGUAGAGAGCGCCGAGGCCCCCGAAGAGCCACCUCACUCGCCCUCGCCGCCGCCUCCGCCGCCGCCACCCCCACCGCCACCCCCAGCGGCCGAGCCCGUCGCACCUGCUCCGCCGCCGCCACCACCUCCCCCUCCUCCUCCAGCGGCUGCUCAUGCAGACGAAGGCACUGUGGCUAUCGCCUUGUACGACUACGAGGCCGCAGAGGACAACGAGCUAUCGUUCCGGGAGGGCGAUAAGAUCAUCGAGAUUGAAGCUGUCUCGGACGAUUGGUGGCAAGGCAAAGAUGCCCAUGGCAACGCAGGCUUGUUCCCUGCGAACUACGUCGAGGUUCAGGGCGAGUGAACGCGCGCGGAAGAACGCUUGUAUUAAGGGGCAGUGGAUAAUACGAAAGGCGGAAUAGGGAAGUAGAAUUGAAACGAAUGAGUGAUGUGUAGAGUAAGGUAUCGUAUCUUUUGAAAUAUUGAAUCGUAGAGUCGACCAUCGUCCUUUGGGAGCUGUGAGUGCUGAAAACGACGAGGUUGCAC
Messenger RNA from Phanerochaete carnosa HHB-10118-sp, 2212 nucleotides. RefSeq lists its product as uncharacterized. Gene Ontology annotation, cellular component: actin filament; cortical actin cytoskeleton; plasma membrane. Bases 39 to 2030 code for a protein of 663 amino acids. The record is from RefSeq and is a predicted model, not a curated record. The transcript has 13 exons. NCBI's taxonomy places the organism in Eukaryota, Fungi, Basidiomycota, Agaricomycetes, Polyporales, Phanerochaetaceae. Gene Ontology annotation, biological process: regulation of actin filament polymerization. Gene Ontology annotation, molecular function: actin filament binding.